AUGUUUGACUAUUUUCCGCUGCACCGUUUAAUAUUUUCUGUAAUAAUUCUGAAAUUGGCCGCCGGAUUCAAUCCGUGCAACGUCGACGAUUCGAUUUGUAUGCCUUUGGAAGAUUUCGAGGAAAAUUGCACGUGCCUUUUGUUGAGCGACGGACCAAUCAAUGUCACAGAUGAUUUGUAUAUGUUCAUGACUGGAUAUCCUAUUCACAUGUCCUAUAUUAAGCAGACUGAGCUUCAACCUCUGUUCCGGAAAAAAUUGGAUGUUCGAAUUCCUAGCAGCCGAUUUUACGAAGACACAUUCGAUUUUCCGGAAAGACUAUUCCAAUCGAUGGACAUUGAAGAAAAUAUGGCAUUUUUUGAAGCAGACUCGUCAAAAAUUGAGAACGUUGUCAACUAUUUGAUUGAGAACGGGCUGAUUCGCACAAAAGCGCUGAGCACAAAAGAGAAUCGAUGGUGUCUCGAGGGAGAAUGCAACGCAUUCGUGUUUGAAACAGGCAUUAUUAAUCGAACCCAAGGAAUUUAUUCAUAUACCGCUGAUUUAUUGGAAAUAAUCGAAUAUCGUGGUAGAUCAAUUGUGGCUGUUUCGAAUGUUUCGGGCAAACUGAGCAUUCCGAAAGUUCAGCAGUACGAAUGCCAUAAUCGGUGUAAAGUAUUUUAUUGGAACGAGAAUUCGAUGUGUAAGAAACAAUGCGAAUUGAGAGUGAAAUUCGAUCAAAUCGCAAUGACAUCGGAAAUGAAACGAAAUUUCGACUUUUUCAUUCAAUCGUCGACCAUUUUAAAUUUCCGCAAUAAAUAUAAAAAAUAUUUGUCGUGA
Messenger RNA from Caenorhabditis bovis, 813 nucleotides. The record is from the annotation of a GenBank genome assembly. NCBI's taxonomy places the organism in Eukaryota, Metazoa, Nematoda, Chromadorea, Rhabditida, Rhabditidae.